Porites evermanni is the source of this 5444-nucleotide messenger RNA. The record is from the annotation of a GenBank genome assembly. NCBI's taxonomy places the organism in Eukaryota, Metazoa, Cnidaria, Anthozoa, Scleractinia, Poritidae.
CAGAGUGUAUCCAAGACGAACUUUGAAGUCUGUCUGAAAGACAUCCAGAGAUAUGAUGCAACUCACGACCAAAUCACUGUCAAUUUCUUGGCUGUUGGAUGUAAGUAUGCAGCAUGCAAAAACGUCCACUGACAGAGACAUCAUUUUUCUUUCAAUAAGCGUUCUUGAAACAUUUUGACUACCUUCUAAAGGUGACAUACUAGCAUUGUAACGCUCAGUAAGGACUCGGAAAUGAAUAAAAAAAGUCAUUUCAUUAGCAAUUUGGAGCUACUGCCAUGCUAAAUACACGGUCCGUUCAUAUUAAAUGUCACCAUGAAGACUGCCACUGAAUGAAGCCGAAGCAUUAACUUUCUUAACAAGCUGAUCUGAACAUUUAAUCUCGCGCCUAAUGUAACUCUGAUUGGAGCUUUUAACUUGAGGUUUUUCACAAGCCAUUAUUUUUCUUUUUCAGAUUAUAACCCAUGCAUUGGCGUUACAUGUCCAUAUUACGCAGUAUGUCAACCAAUCAGUGAAACUAAAUACAACUGCACGUGCCAACCUUGCAAAUUUAAUGAAUCAGAACCACUCUGCGACAACAACGAUGUCACCCACCAAAGCAUCUGUAAAUACAAGUACAAAGUCUGUUUGGAUAAAGAAGAACCCGGGAUUAAACACUAUGGAGGCUGCAAACGUAAGUAUUGGAUUUUAUCAAAUUCAAAUUUGCAAAAUGCAUGUAAAAACGACACAACGAAACUGCGUAUUAAGAGAGUAAUCCAAGUUAGGCUUCAAAAACAUCAGCUUCUAACUGAAAUGAGAUCUAAAAACCGAGAUAUUACGGUGUAGUUAAAUUAGCAAUGCUGAAAAGACAACUGCAGUGAAUGAUAGAUUGCGGCGCGAAUUUCAGAGCCCAGAGCAUAUCGUGUUAUAAGCUCCCAGAAGCACUAGAGCGAGGGUCAAACCAGAGAUUGCUGUAAGUUAGCACUAAAAUAGCUUUCCAGCAUUGCAUUGAUGGCGUUUUUUGGCCUUGUUGAAUGUCGUCUGCUUUAAAGACUGGUCGGUUUCUUCCUCAAGGCGCACGUGGCAUAUUCUCGCGGAGUGCGCGAGCCUCACACAGUCUUGCACUUGUUUUCACCAUCGCUCUAGCACUUUUAUUUGAUCGCUUCGACGUGCUUGACCUACAAAAAAUACGGACUGUUUUGCAGACUUAAGUAGGAGUAAGUUAGGAUGUGCGCUGAUUUUAUUUUCUCAUGAUGGCUUUUGCAGCAUUCGUCAUUCAACGAGGUCGUGUUGCCCUUCGUCUCGAUAAAGUCGAUGUCCAGUGCAGACUUGUCAAAUUCAAAGCGAGUUUCGACGCUAACCGAGGAUCAGUUCACUUACAAACAACCAUCAACUACUUCAAUUACACCGGGAGCUUCGUCCACGACGCCGCUGUAACCUGGGUCGAAAAUGUUAACAUCACUGCCUUUGAAGUGUGCGCACUUAAGGCAGGGAGAGCAGAACGCGUGACACCAGAUGGCGGGAUCACGUUUGUGGACUACAUCGCCUUUCAGGAGGCACCUGUUGACACAAUAGCUGCUAACAUUCCAAUGAAAAAUUGGUGGGAUGGAACUCAAUGCCAGAUGAUUCCUUUAUCGGUAAGCUUAUAUGACAAAUCUGGUAUUAGCGUUUAGUUCUAAAAUUAGUACAAAAGAGACAUUGAUGGAUAGUAAGUAUAGCAAUUAUGAGCCUAGUAAGUGAAUCAGAUUUUUAUCGCUACUGGUGAGAACAAAGUUAGAGAACUUUUCGUCCAAUGCAAAAGCAAUUCAUCACAAGCAGUUCUUAACUAAAAUCGAUAAACGAAAUAACAAAUACUUCCUCGCUAUACAGCAUACCGGUUUUCCUUAAUAUGUGAUUAAAACGUAAAAGCGAACGAUCAGAGAAAAUAUUUUGCGUACAUUAUUGCUCUUUGGCCAAAAGCACCAUUCUUUGUUCUUACAUAUGCGGUAAUGCAGAGCUGUUCGUUCAAAUGAAAGCAAAAGAAUUUCUUUCAAGUUUUGAACUUCUAAACAAAGAUUUCACAUUUACUAAUUUUAAAUACAUUAAAAUUUCAAUAAUUCCAGAAAACGUUCGAUGUCCCACCAUACGUAUUGGUUACAGCAGAGCACACAAAGGCAUCCGUAAAACACGACGCCGCCACGGUUUGGGUUGAAAAUAUCAAGACAAACGCAUUCACAGUGUGCUUAAGGGAACUGCAAAACUUUGAUGGACAGCAUAAAGACAUUAAAGUGGUAAGCUAAGGACCAUAUACUUUGCCCUUUUCGAUCCUUGUAACUGAAGAAACAGAGAGGAAUGUGGUAGUACAAUUUAAUAAAUGUCAAAGGUUUGCAGAAGAGUAAAAGUAAUUCCCUAAUUUAAGCCCAAAGAAUGAUCAGCAUCAGACACGUCAGCACGUCAGACUCAAGUUGAGAAUUUCUCAGAGUAGAAAAUUAGCAUAUAUACAUCCCGAACGAUUCCUAUGGUUAAAACUGACAUAAACCUACUUAUUUUUGUGUAGAAGCAAUAAAGGGUAAACUGAAAAUAAGGGGAAAACUUGGUCACGUGGUACAAAUUCACCUCUACCGCUUAACGUAUACGUGAAUCUUAAUCUUUGUCUUAACAAUUUUGUGUUUUACAGAACUGGAUUGCUUAUCGAAAACUACCAGAGACUCUCUUAUCCCAGCAACUUGAUCUGUAUUUCCCAAACAGUGGACUGCCCAGUCCUGACGAUCACAACGCUUUUUGUCAGGUUGGUCCCCUUGAUUAAACUUACAGUCCACUUUCUUUGCAAGAAUUAAAUCUUCGGAACGAUGUUUUGACUGAAACGUUUGACCCAAGACAAAUAAAAGGCCAGUCACCAUUAUUAAAUGAAAUCAUGGAAAAAAGGUGUCGUGCAUGUGUGCGAGACAGCACACCAUGAGGUAAAAUCUAAAAGUUCCUCGGAUGUAAGAUCGUAAGAAUGCACAGUUGGUUGGCUGCGAUACGCCUGUGAUAUUUAACGUCAUCUUAAAUUGCACGGGGAUGUCCUUGUAAGUGGGCAUUUUUAAACUCAUUGACUGUUUAAAUGCUUCUCGUAAUUAUGAGCCUUCACUGAGAAUACUUGAUUAAUAAAGAGCAAACUCACCGGCACAUAGGUAUAUUAUAACGACGAAACUAGUUGCGUCUUCAACUGCGAUGAUCUUUUUUGUAUUUAUUUGAAAAUAUUUCCCCUCGUUUUUUGGACUGAACAUUAGUUGUUUAUUUUUCAGAUCUUUGGUUUUUCCAAAACGUACAGUUCAGCACCAACAGUGAUUGCAUCAGCAGCACACGCAGCGGGAGCGAAUCUAAUCAAUCCACUCUACAACAGCAUUGCACCAUGGAUAGAGGUAAGUAAGAUCCGUUAUGUUAAAACUUUACCUUAGUCAACCCUGGAAUAAUUGCUAUUAGGAAGAAAAUACAUUGUAUCUCGAUGUACCAGCCGUUUUUGUUACUUUUAAUAAUAUUCUGCAAAUGACGAGUUAGAAAUCAGAGCUGAAGUCAUCAGAUUCUUUUGUAAAGAUUUUCGAAUGCCUUUUUGCUAAAUGCAUCUCAAUCUAUAUGGAAUUUUGCCCAGAAUAAUAGCACUUAUAAACAAACGAUAAAAAAUUAGAACAGAGUUAAUGUGGGCGUGUGGUCGUGUCCCAUAAAGAUAUUCAUAAAUACGUGCUUGUUAAACUGAUUAAAUUCUUCAGUUAACAUGAGCUGUUAAAACCUCUAAGAAGACAGGAAGAAAGGAAAUGGAAACUCGUGUGAUACUUAUACUUUUUUGUAUUUUUCUAUUUUGUGUUUAGCAAAUCAAUACAACCAACUGCCGUGUUUGUAUUAAAGAACUGACAAAUGAAAAUGGCUAUGACCCGGUGACUGUUAACAUGCUGGUUAUUGGUGAGUACGCCUUCCUUGUCUUUCCAAAAAAAAACUAUACUCAAGCGUUGUCAUGAUCGUUCAUCGCAAAAUUUAGUUUUUAAAUUGAUAGAAUUUAACAUUAAUUUACACUGAGCUUUAGGUCAGUGCAAUUAAUUUUUUUAUUUGUUAAAUUUUGCACAGGGACCCCAGGCAACAAAUGUAGCGGUGCAACCGGAAUCGGCGUUUCUAGUUCCCACAUCAUCCCUGACAGCAAAAUGACCGCUUCGUCUCGACAAAGCGAUCUAACAAGGCCUAGUUACGGUCGACUUAAUGGUGUGAGAGGCAACGGAUGGUGCGCAGGCACAGCUAGCAGCACGCAUGACUGGCUACAGGUGGAUCUUGGAAGAACAGUCAAAGUCUGUUCACUGUCCGCCCAGGGAGAAGUUAAUGGCAAUAGAUGGGUUACAGAUUUCAAGCUGCGCUACUCAACAGAUGGAAUUUCAUGGAGAUAUUAUAUGAAUGCAAAUGGGGCUCAAGUGGUGAGAUUCUUUAAUCUAAACAUUUUUGACUCCUUAUAUCGAAAUGCAAAUUUUCUUCACGUCAAUAGCAGAAUUCGCCAUUUGCACAUCUCCCUCAAUACACCUUCUUUCCCCCUACUGGGUGUUUAAAGUCGAGCCAAGUGAACCUGAAGACAAUGCUUUUGAGAAAGCAGAUGGCGGGCGAAUGCCGUCGUUAUAGCAUCAAUGGAGAAAAAUCGCCAAAAUUUAUCUUGUGUGAUGUCCUAAAAUAUUGCUUUAAGAAAUUACUGAAAAUAACUGACGCAGACGGAAAUUUUGUAGCUUUAGUUGCCUAUUGUUGCCUCAGCCCGUUUUUUCAGGUUCUUGUUUUAAAUCACGGCCAUGGCUACCCCGAAAACAUUAACCUUUAGAAAUAUACGUUCUAAAGAGUGGCCUGAGAGGCAUCCCAGAUCUUCAAGAUUGUUAAUUUCAAUAUAGAGCGGUUUUCAUUUGAGUGUCGAAAAGUAAUUGGUUUUGCACUUUCUACACGAUGCGAUUGGCUUAAAAGAUUCGCGCCACCUUUUCAUCCAAUCAGAAGUAAAACCAAAGCCAACUGUGACGCGCUCGCAUGCAUUUUCCCGCGCUUUGCGUCAGCCACAUGUAAUUACUUCGAGUUUUGAUUGGUUCAAUGUAUUGUCUGUGUCCUACCUGAUUGGCCAGAGUAAUUACUUUGGUUUUGGUUUUACGACACUCAAACGAAAACCACUCUAAUCAUCACUGUUAAGUGACACGGUUUACUUAGAAUACAUUAUUUCAACUUUCAAAUAUUUUCCUCUAGCGUGCUUAGUAUAUAAUAUUAACAGUACCAAUAAUUCUCGCUCCAAAGUGGUAUCCAGUCAUCAGUGACUCAGACUAGCGAAAACUUCUCAUUCUCUCAUUUCAUAUGUAUAGGAAUUUCACAGAGUAGCGGUGGCUAACAGUUCCAUGGUAACUGUCCACAAGCUACCAGUGACAAUUACAGCAAGAUACCUUCGUUUUAAUCCGACCAAACAGCAAAACUGGAACUGUCUUAGAGUGGAAGUUUCUGGUUAG